This is a messenger RNA of Cottoperca gobio, 4032 nucleotides long. RefSeq names its product sorting nexin-18-like. The record is from RefSeq and is a predicted model, not a curated record. Gene Ontology annotation, biological process: cleavage furrow formation; protein transport; endosomal transport. The transcript has 4 exons. Gene Ontology annotation, molecular function: protein binding; phosphatidylinositol binding. Bases 515 to 2176 code for a protein of 553 amino acids. Lineage: Eukaryota; Metazoa; Chordata; Actinopteri; Perciformes; Bovichtidae. Gene Ontology annotation, cellular component: cytoplasmic vesicle; plasma membrane.
GUCUACUACGUGUUAGGACUGGUGCCUUUAAUUUACAAGCAUCUCGGGGAGUGGAGGAGGAAUAAAAAAAAAGAAGGAUUUUCCCGGCUCUCAUCUGGAGGAAUAAAGCAGCUGCACAGCCGUCGCAAGUUCGUCAACUUUAAACUCUAACCAGCAUCUUCCCUAGUAGAGAAAACAUCCAGUAAAAACAGGUUUCCUCUGUAUUUUCCGACUUGGAUUAAGUUCUGCAUGGAAACAAAUGAUAUUUGAGAGGAGCGGAGAGAGGAGGUGGGUGUCGGAUACAAGCCCGUGUGUUUCUCUUCUUGUUCUUUUAUGCAUGGGUCUCGGAUACAAACCUGUUUGAUUACAAAAGUGAGAGAAAAAAUAGUCCCAAUUGUUGCUGCCGCUGCGUGAUCUAAAUCUCUAGAUUUCAGAGAGGCUUUAAAGGUGUAAUCCGGGGAAGAAGAAAAAAGAUAUUGAAGUAACAAAGACAGGAAACAGAAAAAAAAGAAAAGACACAAGUGAUAUUACAAUUAUGGCGUUAAAGGCCAGAGUGUUGUACGACUUCAACUCCGAAAACCCAGGGGAGAUCUCCAUAGCAGAGAAUGAGCUUGUGACUCUGUUCAACGAGGAGGAGCUGGAGGGCUGGCUGGAGGGGGAGAACAGUAGGGGGGAGGCUGGCCUCUUCCCUGCCUCCUAUGUGGAGAUCAUCAAGGACCACAUCACCUCCAACACCAACAACAACGGCAUCUCCUCGCCCAAAACCAAAGCUGUGACGCCCAACCACACCUCCUACACGUCCCCGGAGUCCCAGAAAGGACUCGGGGCUGGCAGUGGUGGCAGUGGCGGAGGCAGCUUCCACACCAGCCAGGGCAGUGACGACGACUGGGAUGACGACUGGGAUGACGGCUCUCCUGCGGUCGAUGCCCCUCAGGGUCUCGGCACCUCGCCCCCCUUGUACCCGGUGACCACAUCCUUGCCCGGGCGCCGCGAGAGCUCCCAGCAGCAGCAGGCCAAGAGCUCAGCAACAGUGGGGAGGAACCUCAACAGGUUCUCCACCUUUGUCAAGUCCGGAGGGGAGGCCUUCCUGCUCGGGGAGGCCUCUGCAUUCGUGAAGGAUGGGGACAGGAUCUGCGUGGUGAUGGGGAUGCACGGACCAGAGUGGCAGGAGGACCCGUAUCCGUUCACAUGCACCAUUGAUGACCCCACCAAGCAGACCAAGUUCAAAGGCAUGAAGAGCUACAUGUCCUACGGCCUGACCCCGACGCACACUAAUGUACAAGUCAACCGCAGGUAUAAGCACUUUGACUGGCUGUACGCUCGGCUCGUGGAGCGCUUCCCGGUCAUCUCAGUGCCCCACCUGCCAGAGAAGCAGGCCACCGGCCGCUUCGAGGAAGACUUCAUCUCCAAGCGGAGGAAGGGACUGAUCUGGUGGAUGAACCACAUGAUCAGUCACCCCGUGCUGGCACGCUGCGACGUCUUCCAGCAUUUCCUAACGUGCGGUGCGGACGAGAAGGCCUGGAAACUGGGCAAGAGGAAGGCAGAGAGGGACGAGCUGGUCGGGCCUAAUUUCUUCCUCACAAUCAGUACGCCUACUGUCCCGCUGGACCUCCAGGAAGUCGAGAGCAAAAUUGAAGGCUUCAAGACCUUCACCAAGAGGAUGGACGAGAACAUCGUGGUCGUGAACGCAACCAUCAGCGAGUUUGCUCGCAAGCAGAUGGCAGGGUUCAAGAAGGAGUACCAGAAAGUCGGACAGUCCUUCAUGCUCCUGGGGCAGGCGUUCGAGCUAGACCAGCAGGCCUACUCCGAAGGCCUGAACAGAGCCAUCGCCUACACCGGCGAGGCCUACGAGGUGGUGGGAGAGUAUUUUGCUGAGCAACCGCGCCACGACCUGGCUCCUAUUUCUGACCUGCUGGACCUCUACAGAGGACACCUGGCCAAUUUCCCCGACAUCAUCCAUGUGCAGAAAGGUGCACUGACCAAGGUGAGAGACUGUCCAAAGCAGGAAGGUGAGCUCCACGAUCGCUGCAACAUCAUUUCCUGCGCCACACUGGCAGAGAUACAGCACUUCCAUCGCACGCGCGUACGGGACUUCCGCUCGCAGAUGCAGCACCACCUUCGUCAGCAGAUCGGCUUCUUCCAGAAGAUCACCGCCAAGCUGGAGGACGCGCUUCAGAGAUAUGACGACGACCAGUAGGAAGAGAGGGAGAGAACAGAGAAGUUGGACUACAAAGGCCUUGAGGAAAUGGUGGGGGCGGAGGCUUGAAGAGUGGAGCAGACGAGAAUGAUUGAUGGGUUCUUCCUCCACUAUUAGGGAACAUCUUAAAAUCCUUUAAGAGAGAAAAUGUUUUGAUGUGGUGAAUCUUUGGCCUGGUACGAGCAUUGGAAGAAAUAUACCACUUUUUAUAAAAGAAGAUUUAGGCCUCUGGACUGUGGAAUGACAACUUCUAGGAUUAUCUGGACGGCUCUGAUGAUUGUACCAGUAACAGGGAUUUUGCUGACGCUCCAGGCACAUCUUGCAACUCAGCGGGACUGCGAUAUUAAAAACAGCUGCUCUCAAUGUGACGGGGCAGCCUCCCCAUUCCCGGUUGCAGGGUCACGUGAUCCAUGCCUCCACUGCUUAAUGGAGACUCUGUUCAGGAACACGGUUACUCAACAGAAACUCCCCAAAUCACUUAAACUGUUGUUUUAAUAAUUGAAAGACAGGACUUCAUGACUUUAAUGCUUUUUGUUAUCUCUAAAUGUGUCUGUUUUUACUUGAAUGACCUGUUCAGUAUUGUUUUGAUGGGACACGACAGUAUGGAAGUGAUUGUUUGUGAAUAUGGAAAAGGGUGUAAUGAGUUUUAGUAUUUGGAUUUCAUUGACCUACUUCUGAUGUCGAGCAUCUCUCACAUCUCGGAUGCUGUCACAUCUUUACUAUAUUAUAAUUUGAAGCCCUGUGUAAUGUUCUGCGUUUAUUGCCUUGCCAGACCUAAAAACAAUAGUUCAUCUCAAACUGAUUAAUUGUUUUUAAAAAGCAGCUCCACAGUUCUAUUUCUUUGGGUUGCUGCAGGCCCUGGGUUAUUAAAACUCAAAGUCCACAUCUGUCUUUCUGCUUUCCCUGAAUCAGGGUAGCUCCUGGCAAUAAAGCUUUGAAUCCAGUUCAAAGCCACCAUGUGUAGGUUUUUAUGUGAUUAUAUUAAUAUUUCAGAUUCUUCUGAAGGGAUGCUUGUUGCUUUUUAAAACGUUAUACAGAAGCCCUGAGAGGCAAGAAACAAAAAAAAUAUUCUUGUGAUCCAUUUUCUAAUGUGAUAUAAAUAGUUUUCUCUCCGGUGUUUAUGACAUAAGAACAGGUGAAAAAUUACUUUUCUUAUCCUUUUUUUGUGUUUCUGUUCGUUGUUGUAAUUCAAAUGUUUCCCACAAGAGGCUAAAUUGCAACAUUACCCCAAGUUCUAAAUAGGACUAAAAUCAUUCAUGUUUUCUGCUAAGCAAGUUUUAAUUUACAUAACUUGCUAACACAAUAUAUGUACCCUGUGUUUAGAGUGCAUGGAGAAAUGAAUCACCACAAUUUAUGUUCUCAUUUGCCUCUCAGAGCUUCCGUAGCUAUAAGACAAUCUUGAUCUUUUUUGAUACUACCACUUAAGGGGGCCAAAGUUGGACAUUUACACAUUCUACAUAGUGGCUUUUGUGAUGGUUGCUCUUCUCUGUAUGCUAACCUGCUACUCUAAAACAUUCUUGUUAAACCAAUAAGUAACCAAAAUCUGCUCACAGAAAUGUUACAGUAUCUAGUGCUGUUAAUGUUACGCUGGCAUAGAGUGUUUCUGGUUGUAACGUCAUAUAUGACUUUACAUUCCUCUCCUGGGUUUUUACUUCAUAAGGUAUAUAUAUAAGGGUAAAUCGCCAGCCAGGUUUUUAACAGUGUUCUUCACAAACACAUAAUUCACUACUAUGAAACAGUUUUUAAACACUUUUAAUGUAACACAUUGGAAGAGCAUUGUUUAGUAGAAUUCAUUUCAAAUCAUAUAUCUGUAUUGUUGACUGUUUUCCCUGAAUAUAAAUUAUAGUUUCACUUGA